Molecule: messenger RNA, 7083 nt
Organism: Verticillium dahliae VdLs.17
Lineage: Eukaryota; Fungi; Ascomycota; Sordariomycetes; Glomerellales; Plectosphaerellaceae
Exons: 3
Coding region: 1-7083 (2360 amino acids)
Molecular function (GO): ATP-dependent chromatin remodeler activity; ATP binding
Source: RefSeq, a predicted model, not a curated record
AUGGCUCAGAAACCCCAGCAAUUCGACGUUUUAGGGGACACCGGGGCUAGAGUUGAUCGUCCUCGGGACUCUCUGGCUUUGAUCUUCAAAAGAGCCUUGGAACUUGGGCUGGACGACGUCUCCCAGGAUGGCGGCGUUCGGUUCACGGUAGGCACGAUGUGCUCUGGGACCGACGCUCCCAUCCUGGCCCUCCGCGAGCUUCAAGACGCGGCCCUGGCCAUGGGCUACAACCACCUCUUCGACUUUGAUCAUCAGUUCAGUGUCGAGAUCGAAGCGUACAAGCAAGCUUUCAUCGAGAGAAACUCGAAGCCGUCCGGCGAGAUCUACCGCGACGUCAUCCAGGUGUCUGACCCGAGCAGAAAAGACGCAAUUACUGCUCAUGGCUCUUUGGCUCCUAUCCCGGCAGCACCGGACCUGCUCGUGGCAGGCUCAUCGUGUGUGGACUUUUCGAAGCUCAACAACAAACGAGACAUCUUGGCCAAGCACUCAGUCCUCAGCAGACUAUACGAAGAAGCCAAGAACACCAAAAACGGCCUUGAUUUUGGUACAGUAACACCUCAAAGUCAGUCGCAUGAUGUCCGCAUGGCACUGCAGGAUGUCCGCGAUUCCUUCCAUACGGAAGGCGAGUCUGUCAAGACAUUCGGCUCAAUCCUGCAGUUCAUAUACGACCAACGACCUAAACUCAUCAUCCUAGAGAAUGUUUCUCAUGCACCUUGGCGCGCCUUCACCCACUUCUGGCUUCCCUUAGUAGGUUACGUGGCUCUAUCGAUGAAAGUGGACAGCAAGAAUUUCCUCGUCCCACAAACCAGAACCCGAGGCUACCUGGUUGCUGUUGAUCAGUGGCACUAUGGCACGGAAUUGUCUACGCGCAUGGCGCGACUGUGGUCGAGCAUGAUGGAGUCCUCCAAUUGGUUUCCGAAUCAGUAUCCUGAAGUCCAUAAAUUCCUUCUGUCAUCGAUGGACCAGCGAAUCCUCGAGGCACGAGCAAUUGAGGAGCGAAAGAUCGCUGAAAACAUGACCAGGGAUGUCGAAGCCAGAAUGUGCGCUUACGAUCACGCCAAGGUUCGAAGACAGCAAGGACUUGGACCUGACCGACCUUUCACUCAACGGGACGGCCGGGGUAAUCUCUUACCCAGAGAUACGUCUUGGCAGGCGUACAUCAGAGGCACAUCCAGCCGUGUCCAAGAUCUCCUCGACAUUACGUGGCUGUCAGAGCGCAAAAAGGGAGGCAGAGAUCUCAACUACAAGGCAAAGUAUCUUGACCUUGGUGAAGGUGUUGAGCGACUCAAAACACAAAUUGGUAUUGUCGGGUGCGUCUUGCCCGACGGUGACCUUUUCGCCACAGAUCAGGGACGGCCGAUAUUGGGUGUUGAGGCACUCUCGCUCCAAGGUCUACCUAUUGAUCGUAUCCGCACCUCUGUCGAAACCCAGGCCGACCUCCAUGAUAUGGCCGGAAAUGCCAUGACGACCACAGUCGUGGGCGCUGCCACCCUCUGCAUCCUGAUAGCUGAACGCCAGGUGACUCGAUCCAGUGGUUUCCACGACGGCCUGCCUCUUCUGGACAACGGUGCAAGUACCAGAACUCAGCACUUGAAGCACCUGUUUGCCAUUCGCCAAUCCGAUCGCAACGGAGCAGCCGACGGAGCAUUUGCCUUGCUCCAACAUUGCCCCAGCUAUUCAACUGCGCAGAAAGACCAGGCGGCUGUUGCCCACCUCAUAAUGAUACAUCAGAAAGGACGGAGGUAUUGUCCCUGUGCAGGAUAUCGCAAGCAUAAUCCGGCGACUGGUCUCAUGAUCUGUACACUUUGCAAUCAGGUGCGAUGUGUCACCUGUGCGGGCAAUCCUGCUCACGCUUUCGAAACGCUUCUUACCGGGCCCCUGUGGUCCUGGGAUGAGACCAUCCACGCCCUGAGAGGCAUUCUACCGAACCGGUUUGCUUUGACCGGAGGCCAUGGCAUACCUCAGGACGACAAGGAUGUCAAGAGCUUAUGUUCGAGCCUUUACACUACCGAGAAGGAAAAUGGAAACAUCACAACUCGACUUCGUGAAUUGCGCAAAUGCCUCGGGGCUGUCUACUAUCUCGACCACUUCGACAAUAGCCAGGUUAUCGUGGCAACUUAUGUCUCAACCUGUGGUCGGAUCGAGCUCUCCAUUGGUUUAGACCAGGUUGUGUGGUAUCUUUACUUACCAGAGCCGCUCGAGCCCGGCUCAUUCAACCAACAACCUGCUCCUCCCAUCGCUCGAGCCAUACUCGACAAGUCGGCGGACAACGUUUUCCCUAGCUGCCUGAGUUGGGAGAUUUUCUUCCUCCAGCCCGUUCCCGUGGUGCUUUCUUUGGAGCCCCAAUCUGACUCUACUUUCCGUUGCUUCGUCACAGAGUUCAAUGGGCAGCCGAUCAAGUCAUACCCAAUAAUUCCCAUGGCAGCUACAGAGCUCAUGGUAGGAGUCGAAGGCGUUUACGAGUUCUCCCAAACUUGCGGCACGCCUUUUGACCUCUUGUAUUCGAGAAGAACAGCUGGUAGCGAGCCUUCCUCGGCGCCCUGCUAUCUGUUUCUCGACACAAAACACACCACAGAGCCUGAGGAGGAUAGCUGGGUCAUGUCACAGUCUGUGAGCAAGCUCGAACCAGGAACACAUCGAGAAGUGCUUUGCAAGUUUUCAAGCAGCUGGAAGGAGCAGGAGCAGAAGCUGCGACAACACGGCACUCCACAAACUGUGCAGUGUGAGAUUCCUGGCCUUUGGCGUAGCGUCCACCAAACCAAUGGGGCCCUCAUGAACAUCAGCAUGUCCGAUGUGCAUCUUGCACCAGACAGAAUGACAGCCGAGACUUCUGAAGACUUACACGUCAUCAUUCCCGGGGCUUUGAAUUUCCCGGAUGUUGCGCAGGCGCCUAUCCCGGUGCUUCAACUGCGGAUUGACAUCCCUGACCUCCCAUUCCCGGUGCAUUUGCUGCCGCAGCUGUGGAAAACAGAUGGAGAGAUCUUCAAGGAGUGUGCCAAAGAGACGGACUCUGGCGAGAAGUGGAUGCGCGUAAGCGAUCACCACCACAAGGAUGCGCUCUCUCUCAUCUCGUUUGCUCUCGGCGCACUCAAAGCUAAUCACUUGCCCCGAGAAUUCACAGUCGGGAUACUCGAACGGGCCGGAGCUGUUUGCCAGUCCCUUGACGCCGAUUUCCCCAACCCCAAGGUUCAUCUGCUCUGGGAGGGGUUCAAAGUCAAAAAGCUGUUUGACGAUUCAGAGGCUGCUCAACAGCUAGCCGAGUCUUACAGUAAACGACCGCUUCCUUUGGAGUUGGAUGUUCAAAUUGUCAGGGCCGAUCAGCCUCGGCAUACAGGCGACCUCUACAGCGGUCGAGCAGGGGGCAACAUCGCUCAGGAACCCGAGCUCAUCAUUCGUAUCCUCUUCAACCCAACUGCGCUAGCUCACAGGGCUUGGCUGCAUAUUCCCCGAGACGGCUUGAUCAGGGGCAUCCGCCGCGAUGUCAUGCAGGAUGGCCACAUUGGGUUUGCUGUUGAUGUGGAGUUUGUUGACCCUAGCCUCAAGAUGAUCGAGCCCUUUGAAGCUUGCUUAUCCCAAGAUGUCAUUUCCUCCGCGACCUACGCCUCGGCUAUUCAGUUACCCUCUUUCGACUCCUGUGGCGUUCAGCUGCGUCCAGAUCAGAUCCAGUCUGUCCAGUGGAUGAUCGAGAAGGAGAGCAGCAACAGCUGCUUCGUCGAGAGGGAGGUGGAAGAGUUCCUUGUUCCGUCGUCAAGCAUUCGCCUCCGCUCCCACGCUGAAGUUGUCAACAGAGCCAGGGGAGGCGUAUUAGCUCACGACGUUGGAUUCGGCAAGACCAUCGCCACCCUAGCCCUCAUAGAUCAUCAGCGUAACCAGAGCAAUGAGAGGUCCGUGACUGAGCGGUAUGCAUGGACGCAGGAGAGACACUGCCAUCUGAAGGCCACUUUAAUUGUCUGUCCCCCCCAGAUUGUCGACCAGUGGCGUGAUGAGAUAGAAAGGUUUCUUGGCUCCGAGAACUGGAACGUCGUCGUCAUCAACGCGAAGACGCCUUUUCAUCGCGGUAUACUCGAGAUGGCGGACAUUGUCAUUCUGAGCACCGCCUUCAUUCACUCAACUGCCUUUGUUCAAGCCCUCACCAGAGUGGCCGGGGCUGCCAAUUUCCACGAUGCCAGUAGCGCAUCGUCGAGAGAGUUCAACAUUUGGUAUCGCGAGGCGGUCACCGACCUGGAGGACUCGUGCCAGUGCUACGCUGACAACAACAGAAACAACGGCGCUCUCGCGAAGCACAUCUCGCUUCGCACUCAGGAACGAAAGGCCAGCUUUGAGAAGGCUCGAGCCGCCUGUAUCGUGGAGUCUCGACGCAAGGACCAGAAGUCAAAGGCGACAGCCCGCACACAGCGGGCGAAGAAAAAGAGCAAGAAACCAAGACGGACCGCCGCCGCCGCUGCUGAAUCUGAUCACUCUGCUGAGUCGGACUCUGACUCUGCCAUGGACGAUCGAAAGCGCAAGGUGGCUACCUCUCACGUUGUCAGUGACUUCAAGGAUGCCACAGUCCUGCAGAUGUACUCGUUCGACCGCGUGGUGCUCGACGAGUUCUCGUACGAGAACAAAAGUACCGCGGCUUUCGUGGCCAACUGUGUGGCAUCCUCCAAAUGGAUUCUUUCCGGCACACCGCCCAUGGCAGACCUGAGCCAGGUGUGCGCCAUCGCCGACCUCGUCAACAUGCACGUCGCUCGACCUGAGGCGUCGGUGCCAAGGUCUUUCCCAAGCAUCACGCGAGGCCCAAGACUCGACAAGACCACCAGAGGCGAGGCGAUGCGCCAGUACGCUGACCCCAAGUCGGCCCAGUUUGCGCUCGAGCGCCACGAACAGGCCCGCACCUUUCUCGAGCACAAGAUGACCCGACGCGAGACGGAUAUUUCGCACAUCGGGGUUACCGAGCAGGUCGUUGUUUGCCGACUCGACCCUGUCAGCUCCGUUGUAUACGCCCAGCUGCAGCAGGUGCUGUACGACGCGCGUUGGGACAUUGAAGAGGUGCCCGGAGACAUGCGCGCCAUCAUCGACUGGCUGCUGCAACAGACCGGAAACAACAAGGCUUCAAAAGCACGAGAGAACCUGCGUAUGUCGUGGCACAACACGAUCCAGUCGCUGUUGGUGCAGUCGUCGACUAAUCUGUCGGCCUAUGGCGAAAACAUGAAGAAGCUCGGCAUGGACGUCAGGGCAGGCGCCGUUUCUGGCAUCACCGUGCUGACCAGCAUGCGAACAAUCUACCAACGGCUCCAGGCCCGUUCCAAGGCCAUGAUCAAGAGCCAGUUCGACAUGCUGAUGUAUGUCGUCGAUCAGGUGCAGAUGAGCGGCCUUCUUACAAUGACCAACGCCAAGGGCAGAGACAAGACCAAGCAGGACAAGGCCAUGUACUACCAAGACCACCUUGACGACUUUAUCCAAAGGUUCACUGCUGCUAGACCUUGGAGCUUUGGAGACGCCGAGAUCCGAGACGACUUCUGGAAGGGUGGUAACGGUGUGUACGGUGCUAUCGACUGGUGGAAGCUGACGGAGGAGGACGUCGAAGCUAUGGAUGAAGAUGAGCUCAAACACGUGGAGACCAAGCUCGUCUGCUUCAAAGCCAGCUACAACCCUGAAAGUCAGAUGGAAGCCACAGGCCAGCAGCUUGAGGAGUCGGUCUGUGACCUGCUGAACGCCAACGUGCUAGACCAGUAUCACGAAGCAGAGCCGGAGAAGGUGGCUGCCAACAUCGGGCUGGCUUCGGCCACACUCCUCGAUGUUUACUGGAAGGACACGGCAAAGUCCAAAGACUUUGAAUUUGGCAACAAAUUCCGGCCCUACCGCCCCAAGUUGAACGAGGAAGAGACUGAUCGCGGCACCAGUCACGAUCAAGCCACGAACCGUAUGGCCAUGGCUCUUCAAAGCGUACAGGCAGGUAUAGAGGAGUACAUCCGCCAGGCUCGCCGGCUCCGUGUGCUCGGCAUUGUGCAAGACUUGUUCGCGUUCGCCCAGGCUCUGGAAGCCGGUCAUCAGCCGAAUGCUCCAACGUGCAGUGUCUGCGGCUCGCAGGACAACACUGAGAUGAAGGACCUCAGCCUCUUCAUCACCUGUGGCCACCUACUGUGCUCAGGAUGCGUCGCAGCACAUGAGCAUCAGCAUGGUCAGGCCGAGAGCACGACGGGCGAGGUUCUAUGCCCUGUCGACUCGUGCUCUGCGAUGGCCCGCUCGGCCCUCGUCCCCUGCACGCAGCUCAUUUCUGCCACGGCAGCCUCAACUCUUGAUUUUGAGGGCAAGAGCGCCAAGGUCAUGAAGAUUCUGGACGUCAUACGCACCGACGUCAAGGACGAUGAGAAGGUUCUCCUGUUCGUCAGCAACAAGAAGCUCAAGGCCCAGCUCUCCGACGCGCUCGAGGAGGACGACAACGUCGAUGUGUACAUGACCACCGGCACGCACCACGAUACCGACGCCAUCCGAUCCUUCAAAGAGCCCAAUGAAGAUGGCAGAAAGAAGGUUCUGGUCCAGAGCCUCAUGUCCGAGGAGUCCGCCGGCACGAACCUCACCGAGGCCAACCACGUCAUGUUUGCUGCGCCGCUGCACACCGACAGACGUAACCACUACAUGUACAUGCGACAGGCCCGGGGCCGCGCCAUCCGCUUCGGCCAGACCCGGCCGGUGAGGGUCUACCACUUUGUCACGGCGCACACGAUGGAGGUUGACGUCCUGGAGCACCGGCUCGGACACAAGCUGCUCAUCCCCGAGGGCGGCGACCGCAUGCCCCUCGACGACCUCGACUACAAGCUCUACGCCCUAGACACCCGAGCUGCUUCCAGAGGCCCGCCGAGUGCCACCAAAGAAGCCUCUGCUGCUCCGACGAUCUCAUCCACGCUGAGAAGAAUUCGACCGUACAUUGACGAAGUGGAAACCAGGAAGCUGCUCGACUCGCAGGAGUAUGAUGAGUGGCAGGACAGACUUGAUGUGUCGCCCUCUGCAGCCACCAAACAGACACCUUGGUUCCGCAGUCAGGUUGUCGAGCAGUCUGCUGAUGAGGUGUAUGAUGACGAUGUCGAGGUCGGAAAUUGA